Messenger RNA from Chelonoidis abingdonii (Abingdon island giant tortoise), 4391 nucleotides. It is a transcript of the gene ERMP1, whose product is annotated as endoplasmic reticulum metallopeptidase 1. The record is from RefSeq and is a predicted model, not a curated record. Gene Ontology annotation, molecular function: metalloexopeptidase activity. Lineage: Eukaryota; Metazoa; Chordata; Testudines; Testudinidae. Gene Ontology annotation, biological process: proteolysis.
GUGGUUUGACCCUUCUCCGGCCCCGUAGCAUUCUUGCAGAGCAGCCUCCGCGCAGGCUGCCGGGCAGUGCCGGUUCCGUCUCUCUAUGGAGCGGGGUGCGGCGGUGGCCGUGAGGCGGCUCCGCACCGCUGGCGGACAGCGGGAGCCCCGGGCUCCGCAGCCCCCGCCGUUGCCGGGGCGCGGGGAGGCGGACCCAGGUGGAAAGAAGCGGGACUGCCCCGCCGGCGGCUCCCGGUGGCGGCUGCUGCCUGAGGUCCGGGGGGCGCUGCUGGUGCUGCUCUACCUGCUGGCGCUGCGAGCCCUGGUGCAGCUCUCCCUGCGGCAGCUGCUGCGCCGGCCGGGGCCGCGGGACUUCAGCGCCCCCCGGGCCAGGGAAUAUCUUGAAAAUAUAACAGCAGUUGGUCCCAGGACAGUUGGAAGUCCAGAAAAUGAAAUUCUCACAGUUAACUACCUCUUAGGACAAAUUAAGGCAAUUGAAAGCGAAAGCAGUGAUGCACACAAGAUUUCUGUAGAUAUACAGAGGCCAACAGGCUCCUUCAGCAUUGACUUCUUAGGUGGCUUUACGAGUUACUAUGCAAACAUAACUAAUAUUGUGGUUAAGCUGGAGCCCAGAAGUGGAGCUAAGCAUGCUGUGUUAUCCAAUUGUCACUUUGACUCAGUACCAAAUACCCCAGGUGCCAGUGAUGAUGCUGUUAGUUGCUCAGUGAUGCUUGAAAUACUGAACACUCUCUCAAAGUCAUCUGAUCCCUUGCAACAUGCUGUCAUAUUCCUUUUCAAUGGCGCAGAAGAAAAUAUCUUGCAGGCUAGUCAUGGCUUCAUUACACAACACCGUUGGGCCGAGUCGAUUAGAGCAUUUAUUAACCUGGAGGCAGCAGGCGUAGGAGGGAAAGAGCUUGUGUUUCAAACAGGGCCUGAAAAUCCUUGGUUGGUACAAGCAUAUGUCUUUGCAGCCAAACAUCCCUUUGCCUCUGUGGUGGCACAGGAAGUGUUUCAGAGUGGAAUUAUCCCUGCAGAUACAGACUUCCGUAUCUACAGGGACUUCGGGAAUAUUCCAGGAAUAGACUUGGCUUUUAUUGAAAAUGGCUACAUUUACCAUACAAAAUAUGACACACCAGACAGAAUUCUAACGGAUUCAAUUCAGAGAGCAGGUGACAAUAUUUUAGGAAUGCUAAAAUACUUAGCAACAUCAGAUAAAUUGGCCAAAUCUUUUGACUAUCGACAUGGAAAUGUGGUCUUCUUUGAUGUGUUUGGUCUGUUUGUCCUGGCCUACCCUGCUCGUGUUGGCACCAUCAUGAACUAUAUAAUAACUGCAGUUACUGUCCUUUAUCUAGGAAAAAAAAUAUUACAGCCCAGAAACAGGGCUAUUAACUACAUGAAGGAGCUCUCCGUUGCAUUUGGCUUCACACUGUUAAGUUGGUUCUCCACAUUAGUGACUGUCCUUAUUGUGGCAGUGUUCAUCUCUCUCAUCGGACAGUCUCUUUCUUGGUAUAAUCACUUCUAUGUCUCCAUCUUCUUGUAUGGAACUGCAGCUGCAGCUAAAUUAAUCCUCGUGCACACGUUAGCCAAAAAUUUCUACUAUAAGAAUAGAAAUGAGCAGUACCUGGGGGAGAUGUUCUUUGAUGUCUCACUUCUCAUUUGGUCUAUUGCAUUGGUUCUAAUCACUCAGCUAGGCCUUUGCUCAGCAUUCAUCUGUGCAAUGUGGGUAGUGUUUCCUUUACUCACAAAGCUAUUGACCUAUAGAGAAUUCAAACAAAAAGGUGCCACAAUAAGAUUUGUCAUGAUGUACAUGCUGGGAAUGUUUAUUCCAUACCUCUAUAUAAUGUACCUCACCUGGACAAUAUUUGAAAUGUUCAUUCCCAUCAUGGGUCGAAGUGGUACAGAAAUUCCACCUGAUGUAGUGCUGGCAGCCUUUAUCCUUAGCAGCACUGUAAUUCUAUCUUCCUAUUUUCUUAACUUCAUCUAUCUUGCCAAAAGUACAAAGAAGACACUAAUAACAUUAACUACAGUGUUUGGAGUUACACUAAUUCUUGUUUGCAGUGGAGUAUUCUUCCCAUACAGUUCUGAUUCCGCUAAUCCAAAACCUAAGCGAGUCUUUCUCCAGCAUGUGAGCAGAAGAUUUUAUGGCCUAAAUGGAAACUUGGUAAAAAGUGACUCUGGAAUAUGGAUUAAUGGGUUGGACUAUGCUGGCAUAUCUCACAUCACUCCUCAUAUACCUGAACUCAAUGAUACUAUCAGAACUAAUUGUGAGGACAAGGCCCCUCUCUGUGGCUUUCCUUGGAUUCUUCCUGUGCACUUUCUUCUCAGAAAGAACUGGUAUCUUCCUGCUGCAGAAAUUUCUACCACAAACCCUGUUCACUUUAAACUUCUGGCCAAAGAGCAAAUGUCCUGGGAUUCUACAAAGUUAACCUUUGAAGUAUCAGGUCCCAGUCACAUGUCACUGUACAUUCGACCACAUGAAGGGUCCACACUGUCCAGCUGGUCUCUUGGAGAUGGAACUCCUGUUGCUAAUAUAGGAGGGGAUUAUUUUGUGUUUUACGCUCAUGGGCUGCAGGCUGUGGCAUGGAGCUUCUGGAUCGAAUUGAAGGCUGCAGAAAAGCACUCUGAUGGAAUGGUUUCCCUCGCCAUAGCAGCACAUUAUUUCUUUGGGGAAGAUCAAAAGUCACCUCAGCUGUAUGCCUUAAUGGAGAGAUUUCCAAACUGGACAUUUCCUUCUGGUUGGGUCUGCACCUAUGACCUCUUUGUCUUUUAGUCUUGCAGCAAUGCAGAGAUAACAGAUUAGUCUCACUGUGUCAGAAGCUGCAACACUCAUUCAUAAUGAGUUCAUUCUGGCAAGGUGCACAAGAUAGUUUUUACAAAUUUGUGAAAAACAUUCUGGGCACAAGAUUGUUUUUGUGGUAGCUUGACUGCUUAAGCAGGGUUCCUGUCCUCUUUCGCUGGGAGUGGGUGGUCUUGCCCUGUUGGGCUAGGGGAGAAGUGCCUCUAUAUUUAUGCAACUAUAAUUCAGCUGUUUCUUGCACUGACGUGGCAGUUCGACUAGUGUAGAUCUAACAUGAAGACUGCAUUUGAGGAGGUAACUAUAGAGUAGCCCUCUGUGCACUGUAAAUGAGGGUCUUUGUGAAGGAAUUCCCCCAGUGUUGUAAAAUACUCCCCAGGUUUUAAAUGCAUAUGGGUGCUAUCACCUACAAACACUUAUUUUAAUAGGACAGAUAGGACUAAGGUUUUGGCUAAAAGAUUGUGUAUAUGAUGGAGCAGAAGCCGUUCUCUGAGUAAAUAUUACUGUGACCUCUGGAUGAAACCAGUUUUGAAGUAGUCACUUAGACUAUGCUGUGUCUUUGGAAAGACUGGAAAUCUCAUGCAUGGAACUUGAUGAUCAGUCUGUUGCUUUCCCUAAGGAUUUAUGUAACUGUUGUGAAGAGAGACUUUUAAAGCACAUGAAGUACUGACGUGUGGAGGACUGUUCUUAACUUAAUCUUACAGCGUGGGAUUUCGAAAAGCACGUACGUAGUUUAGGAACACAGCUCCCAUUUAAAGUGAACAGGACUUGUGUUCCUAAGUUAGCUAUGUGUUUUGGAAAAUCCCACUCCUCUAAGAAAAAUGCAGCCACCAAAAACAAAUUGAAUCUUUGAUUUUGUUUUCCUAAACUGUAUGUGUAAGGUGGGGAAACUUCUCCAAAUUAAUUCCAGCAGUCUGUACUGACCACUCUCUAGCACAGUGGUCUAAACUUAGUGCUUUUUCACCUGAAUAAAACUUGUUGAAUUAUAUGCACAGGAUUAUCUUUGUGCAUGCACCAGUUAAAGCAAACAAGCUGUAGUGAUGUGGAUAUCUACACAGUAUGCGAGAAAUUAAUGCUUAAGAUGACAUUCCUCGUGACUUGCAGUUGGCCCUGAGGGAUGAUGGUUCUCAUGAUCAGGUUUAUUGGCUUCCAAUUUAAUUUUUUUAAUUGUUCGGUUAGAGUGUACUUAACCCAGCCUGGAACAAUUCAGAAUAGCGUGAGCAUACAUUUAGGGUGUUGCAUGACUGAUUCUCACAGACCAAUUAAAGUAUCUAAUUGUUUUGGUUUGUGUAUUGCAUAAAGGAAACAAACCCACCAGAUUAACACUGUUGGCUCAAUAGCACCUGGUCUUCCAUGUACAGUGCUUAUCCCUAUUCAUUUAGAGUAUUUAGCUAUAAAGAGGGGUGUAUUAUUAGCUUUCUGUAAAACUAUUAAAGUCUUAAUAGCUUUCUUUAAUGUAUCAUAGUUCUCAAAUGCAUUAUUUUGUACUGCACUUUCACUAGAGUUGGCACAGUUAAGCCUGAUGAAGGAUUAAGGCUGUACCAGAAUCAUUCACUUUGUCUUCCCCAAAAUUGGUAUUUUUAUUGUGCCUCUAACUUGUAAAAAAAAAAAAAAAAAA